GGUUGGUUUCAGAGUCGAUGUUUCGGUUGCCAAGGGAUGGUUAUUUACUGAGGUCUGACUGGAUUGAUGGAGCUCACAUGUCGUCUAUUUCUAAUUUUAGAACGUGACCAUUGCAAAUUGCCCGAGUUUAAUAUUCCGUUGUCUCAACGUUGGUCAGCUGUGAAACUGUCUGUAACUUAUACGGGAUAAUAGUGCAAGAACAGAAUCGAUGCAUCGUGUCUUGUACACGCGUACUCUCAGCUGAUCCUUUCAGCAUGAUGAGACAGCGGCAGUUCCAUCAAAAAAUUCACAUGCCGGCUCUACCCACACUCCGCUGUCAUUAACUCUAUGACUGUUAUCAAGAGAAACGAAUCUCCGGCACAAUAAGUACAAAUGCCUGUUAAAGGAAACGGUCCAUACACCGAUUCUAGCACAGGAAAUCAGUGAGAAGACUGCGCUAGCUGCGGCAAGUUGAGAGCUGAUCAGAAGAAUUUUUUAUGCUCAGAGCCUGUGACAUUUCGUGUCAGAUGCAAUUUGUCUGAAAUCGAAUUGAAGCUAUCUGAUUCAGACAGCAUAUGUGUUUGAUUUUAGUGCAUGUCGUCAAGAGAUCUUUGUAGCGCCUUCAAAUUUCCAAAGGUUUCUAUUUAGAGAACACUGUUACGCAUUUCAUCGGUAUGAAGUUCAUUCGGGCAUGUGAUGUUAUACUAUUUGUUAUGAUUGUGGUAGUGUACGAGGUAGGCGGCCGAAGUUGGAGAUGUGUGGCUAUGGCUGCUAGAACAGAUCCUGUGGAGUUGCAAGCUGUCUAUGCCAUGAUGGCUGCAACAGGGAAUGGCUGGGCUGCCAGUAUCCCCGACGUGUGCGUAAAGAGUGGCCGGUGGCAUGGGAUAGAAUGUGUGCAAGACGGCGAUUACUAUCACGUGGUGGAACUGUCGUUUGGAUUGGUCACAGACCAGGCCACUGCCUUCCCCUCUUGUGCGCAGCACUCCUUCAUCUCGCCGGCGGUGGCCAAUCUGACACACUUGAGGAAACUGGGAUAUUUUGCGUGUUGCAUGGAAAAUCCGCAGCGUAUACCCAGUGAGAUUGGCCGACUAGGUGACUCUCUCGAAGCGCUACAUCUGCGUAACAACGGGCACGUGGGAAUCAUUCCUGAGGAGCUCGCCGGUCUCAUCAAACUGCGGACAUUUGAUGUGCAUGGUAAUUCCCUUGCCGGCACGAUGCCCAUCUGGUUAUCCUCGUUAACCGAGCUUGAAGCCAUGGAUAUAAGCGACAAUACUUUUGGAGGUGAGGUUGAUGGGCGUACCUUCGACAAUCUCGAGCGAUUGACAGUUUUCGAUGCAAGCGACAACGAGUUCGUCGGCGCUCUGCCAGACUCAAUUGGUCGACUGAGGACUCUGCAAAAGCUGGAUUUGAGCUACAACAAUUUCACCGGCGCGAUACCCACAACCAUAGGCGAUCUUAGUCGCCUCCUCUCCCUCAAUUUGGCGCACAACAGAUUCUCAGGUCCCCUGCCGGAAACGAUGAGCAACCUUUCGAACUUAAAAUCCUUGGAUCUUCAACGCAACUGCUUUCGGGUUCCAAUUCCAGCAUCAUUAGGAAAACUAGUUAAAUUGGAGGGUUUGGUGCUUUCAGAAUCCGAAUUCGUUGGCCCCAUUCCAAGCUCUUUCGGUUCUCUUUCCAACAUCAGAGCGUUGUUUCUGGAUGGCAACAAGCUUACAGGAACCAUUCCGCCUGCACUUGGCGAUCUGACUCGCGUGUAUGAGUUGGAGCUGAGCAGCAAUCUCCUGGCUGGGCCUGUGCCAUUCUCCUCGAGCUUUGUUUCAAGACUCGGUCGACGACUUCGACUGCAGAACAACGAAGGCUUGUGCUACGAAUUCAAGACGGCAGAUUCUUUAACAAGUGAUCCGGGAUCAACCAUUCGGCCAUCCGAACAACCUCCGCAGCUUAAAAUUUGCAGCAGCUCCAGCUCCAACAACCAAAGCGUCGGUUCUUCGGAGUUUUUCCCACCCUCCCAUCAUCCCUCCAUUGCACUAGAUUCUGUUGCUCCCGCUGGCAGCUUAAAACCAGCGUUUGAGCCAUCCUCCGCCUGCUCUAGGAUCUCAUAUUUGUCGUAUCACGCAGUGAAAUGUUUCUGGUUCAUGACUUUUCUCGUAAUCAUGUCAAGGUGCUAAUCUUCUAACAUUGUGAGAGCAUGCGAAAUGCUGUUGGAUAUGCGUUGACAUUUUUCGUACACAAUUCUUCAC
Physcomitrium patens is the source of this 2219-nucleotide messenger RNA. RefSeq lists its product as uncharacterized. Gene Ontology annotation, molecular function: protein binding. The record is from RefSeq and is a predicted model, not a curated record. Lineage: Eukaryota; Viridiplantae; Streptophyta; Bryopsida; Funariales; Funariaceae.